ACAUUAUAGUGCGUAAUAAAAACUUGCUUUGUGGUUCAGACCGGUUUUUCAACUCCACGCCUCAGCCCCACCCAUGUACCCGUCCCUCCCCCCUCCUCCCUCUCCUCCUCUCCUCCCUCUCCUCCUCCAGAGAGCCGCCCUGCUGACCGUCGCUCCCCGUGACGCCUCUAACUGGAGUCAGAGUGUGCGGACACCGGCCACAUGCGCCCCUCACACCAGGUUCCUUUCCCUCUGUUCAGCGGCAGAUCGGGGGGGUGGGGUUGGGGGACUUGUUUUCCGCGUGUGGUGUUUGAGCACUGACUGAUGGAAACCUCGGCGUUUAAGCCAUCUCAGUGUGUGUACAGCAGUCCCUCUCCAGCCGAACAGCCGAUAGUAAGCGGGAGGCAGCAGGAGCGCACAGCCGGACCGGCACUAUCACCAUGAAGUUGGCGGUACUCUUCCUCUUCCUCCUUCUGUGGACGUCCUGCCCGCCGUCCCUCGCUAACAUCGCCGCUCCAAGUGAGUUUGUGUCCUUGGCGGAGAUGGAGGACGCACUGCUGAAGAACCUUUUCCAAGGCUACCAGCGCUGGGUCAGGCCAAUCCAGCGCGCUAACGACACUGUUAAAGUGCGAUUUGGACUCAAGAUCUCGCAGCUGGUCGACGUGGAUGAGAAGAACCAGCUCAUGACAACUAAUGUUUGGCUUUGUCAGGAGUGGAUCGAUUACAAGCUGCGAUGGAAUCCAGAGAAGUACGGAGGAAUCACCUCCAUUAGAGUUCCCUCUGAAAACAUCUGGCUCCCCGAUAUUGUCCUCUAUGAGAAUGCUGAUGGGCGGUUUGAAGGUUCCCUGAUGACCAAAGCCAUUGUCAAGUUCAACGGCACCAUCACCUGGACGCCACCUGCAAGUUACAAGUCUGCCUGCACCAUGGAUGUCACCUUCUUCCCUUUUGACCGCCAGAACUGCUCCAUGAAGUUUGGCUCCUGGACCUACGAUGGCAACAUGGUGGACCUGGUUCUGAUGGACAACCAGGUAGAUCGGAAGGACUUCUUUGAUAACGGGGAGUGGGAGAUCCUAAGUGCCACAGGUGCCAAAGGGAACCGGAAGGACGGCUUGUAUUCAUACCCCUUCAUCACGUAUUCCUUCAUUCUGAAGAGGCUACCGCUGUUCUACACACUCUUCCUCAUCAUACCUUGUUUGGGUUUGUCCUUUCUGACUGUCUUGGUGUUUUACCUUCCCUCGGACGAAGGAGAGAAGCUGUCACUGUCUACCUCUGUCCUUGUGUCGCUCACUGUGUUCCUCCUGGUCAUAGAGGAGAUCAUCCCCUCCUCCUCCAAGGUGAUCCCACUCAUUGGAGAGUACCUGCUUUUCAUCAUGAUCUUCGUCACGCUCUCCAUCAUUGUCACUGUCUUUGUCAUCAACGUCCACCACCGCUCCUCAGCCACCUACCACCCCAUGUCGCCAUGGGUUCGCAAUCUCUUCCUCCAGAAGCUGCCGAGGUUGCUCUGCAUGCGUGGACACAUCGACCGCUACCACUACCCGGAGCUGGCUCCUGAGAGCCCUGAGCUGAAGCCUCGCUCCGGAGGUCGGAGAGGAGAGCAGAGGAGCGGAGCCCACGGACAGGAGGGGAAGGAGGGCAAGGAGGACGAAGCCUGGGCGACCAUGUUGGAGAAGGCCAUCUAUUCAGUGCGGUACAUCAGCAGACACAUCCGCAAGGAGCACUUCAUCCGCGAGGUAGUACAAGACUGGAAGUUUGUGGCCCAAGUGUUAGACAGGAUCUUCCUGUGGGCGUUCCUCACUGUCUCAGUGCUGGGCACUAUCCUCAUCUUCACUCCAGCUCUGCAAAUGUUCUUGAAGAUCCCUCCUCCAACUGCAAGCGAGGAUCCACCCUCAAACUAACGGCAAUAACGUACCCCCUUUCACAGGCAACUGAAGAUUUCAAGAAUCUGUAGAAUAUUUGUUACCACUGAGCAAAGAGAAGCCCCAGCAGGUGCUUUUUAAAGGUGAACUUAGACUCUUUUAUUUUUAGUUAGUUUUCUUCUUGAUCUACUGUCUAAAAUGUUCUUUAUGUCAUUAAGUCAGUAUGUGUACAGUUUUGUUUAAUUUCAUUAUAGUUGUGUAAUGUUUUGUUCAUAGAUAAAUAAGAUAAACGUAGCAGAGCCUGUGUUGCACUGGAGCCUGUUAAUUGCCAAAGUCAUAAAGUUUUCUACACUGAGUGGCUUUAAGUAGCACACAGCUAAUAGUACACUAGAUUACACAUGCUGGUCAUGGUAGAAAGGUAUUUAAACUAAAAUUAAAUGAAACUUGGAAAAAAAAAGACAAAAAGGAGUAAAACAAACCUAACUUUCUUCAGCAUAAAUUUUAUGAUUGUCUUGAUUUAUGUACUUAGCUGACUUCCUCAUUAUUGUUUUAUGUUUCUAUUUGACAUUGUCUUUGAUUGUACUGUAUGUGGUGGAUUUGUUUUCUUGAACUGUGUCAUUCUUCCUCUGUCUGCAGAAUACAUUUCCUGUCAGGGAUAGUACAGUAAGUGUGUGCUGUUGAUUAUAAUCAACAGCACACAACCAGCUACAGCUCACAUUAUACAUAACUAUUCUCUCACAAAAAUAGGGACUAUCACAUACCUGAAGCACAAAAUACCUCUUACUGCAACUACCUUUAGUAGCAUAUUGUAAAACAAAUAAAUGACUUAAUCUCUCAACGUACCAUCAACAUUUUACUGCGUAACACAUUCAUGAUUGAUCAGAGGUUUACUUUGUGAUGUUGUGUCUGAACACCUUGUAUCUUUCAGUUAAAAAUAGUUUCCUUGUUUCUCAUCCUCCUCAAAUACAAAAUUUGCUAUAUUUUGAUCAAUAUUGGUAGAGAGUUCAUUCAUUCAUUCAAGUUACAUAACACAAAAGUGUAAUGAAUUAAUUAAAACUUUAUUGACAGUUAUUCUCUAAAUUACACAGUCCUCGAAAGUACAGAAUUUGUGUUGUUGAGAUGUACUUAAUAACACUAAUAAAGUUGAAUACACACUUC
Lates calcarifer (barramundi perch) is the source of this 2993-nucleotide messenger RNA. Its product is annotated as neuronal acetylcholine receptor subunit non-alpha-2. Gene Ontology annotation, cellular component: neuron projection; synapse; postsynaptic membrane. Gene Ontology annotation, molecular function: transmembrane signaling receptor activity; acetylcholine-gated monoatomic cation-selective channel activity. Bases 420 to 1874 code for a protein of 484 amino acids. Gene Ontology annotation, biological process: chemical synaptic transmission; nervous system process; regulation of membrane potential. Lineage: Eukaryota; Metazoa; Chordata; Actinopteri; Centropomidae. The record is from RefSeq and is a predicted model, not a curated record. The transcript is spliced from 6 exons.